Lactuca sativa (garden lettuce) is the source of this 1741-nucleotide messenger RNA. RefSeq lists its product as uncharacterized. Gene Ontology annotation, biological process: protein phosphorylation. Gene Ontology annotation, molecular function: ATP binding; protein binding; protein kinase activity. NCBI's taxonomy places the organism in Eukaryota, Viridiplantae, Streptophyta, Magnoliopsida, Asterales, Asteraceae. The record is from RefSeq and is a predicted model, not a curated record.
AUGAUGGCCUAUAACAACAUCAGUGGUAGCAUACCACCAGAGUUUGGAAAUUCAACUCAACUACAAAGGCUUGAUCUUUCUUCCAAUCAUCUGGUAGGUGAAAUCCCAAAGGAGUUCGGGAAGAUGAUAAGUAUGCUGAAUUUGUCCUUGGCUAAUAACCAACUUUCAGGUAUUAUACCUCCAGAGCUCGGAUUUUUAGAACUGCUUGAAGUACUCGAUCUAUCUGCAAAUAGAUUGAUUGGGUCAAUACCAAGAAGUAUUAGUCAAUGGGAACAUAUCCACUACUUGAAUCUUAGUAAUAACAUGCUCGGUGAGAAAAUUCCAUCUGAGAUUGGCAAAUUAGUUCAACUUACAGAAGUUGAUUUGUCUCAGAAUUUGCUCACUGAAGAGAUACCAUCUGAAGUUGAAAGUUUGAAAAAUCUACAAAAGUUGAAUCUUUCUCACAAUAGACUAUCUGGUUCCAUUCCUAACGCUUUUACAAGUUUGCCCAGUGGGAUUGACAUCGACCUGUCCAACAAUGAGCUCACAGGUCCAGUUCCCCCUUCCUCUAACUUUGUCAACGCUUCCUUACAAGGCAAUCCAGGUUUGUGUGGAAAUUUUACAGGACUAAAAUUAUGUGCAAGUCAAAUCAUGAAGAAGAAAAAUGAUCCCUUUCAUCAUCAACUCAUCCUUGUAAUUAUGCUCCCUCUUAUCGGGGCAAUUUUACUUGGUUUUUUCAUGUGUGGCCUCAUUGUUUAUCGAAAACAAAAGAGUCAUUCUCCACAGAAACCGUUGGAUAAUAAAGGUGGUGAUUAUUUCUCCAUAACAAGUUUCGAUGGAGGAGUAGCAUAUGAUGACAUCUUGAAAGCAACGGAAAAUUUUGAUGAAGCAUAUGCUAUUGGGACCGGAGGAUAUGGGACUGUGUAUAAAGCCCAGCUACAACCUAACAAUGUGGUAGCUGUCAAGAAACUUCACUCAGGAUCUGAGAAUGUUGAUCAUAAUGGAUUCCUUAAUGAGGUACGAGCAUUAACGAACAUAAGGCAUCGAAACAUAGUGAAACUCUAUGGAUAUUGCUCACAUGCCCGCCACUCGUUUUUGAUUUAUGAAUACCUUGAAAAGGGAAGCCUUGGAUCAAUCUUAAGGAGCGAUGUCUUAGCAAAAGAAUUGGAUUGGUUGAAAAGGGUAAGUAUUGUAAAGGCUGUUGCUAAUGGUUUGGCUUAUAUGCAUCACGACUGCUCACCUCCUAUAAUUCAUAGAGAUAUUUCCAUUGCCAACAUCCUUCUUGAUUCUGAUUAUGAGGCACAUAUUUCUGAUUUUGGCACAUCCAAGCUUUUAAAGCUAGACUCAUCCAACUGGACCGCAAUUGCUGGGACCUAUGGUUAUAUCGCACCAGAGCUUGCUUAUACGAUGGUGGCAACCGAGAAAUGUGAUGUGUAUAGCUUUGGCAUUGUUGCACUAGAAGUGAUCAUGGGAAAGCAUCCUGGUGAACUGCCAACAUUGUCUGCUGAUUAUCUGGUGUUAUCAAAUGUAGGAGAUAGUCGGAUUCCACUUCCUUCACCACAAGUUGAGAAACAAGUAAAUUUGGUACUCAAUCUCGCAAGAGCAUGUUUGAACUCGAAUCCAAAAGAAAGGCCAACAAUGCGCCAAGUUUCAAAUCAGUUCAUGAAGGAUCUGCUUUGAAUCAACAUCUCUGGUUGCCUGAUACUGUGUACUUCUCAUGUUUAUUUUUCUUAAGUUUCCUAUGAUGCAUCUAGAAUAUAUG